GUCAUAAUAAAAAAUGGUUUAGCAAAUGUAGAUUUUUUCCUAUUUAACCACCAUUUCAGUCAAGCCAUUAAUCCUCAGCCUUCUUUUUCUUCCUACCAAUUUCCUCUUCAUUCACCGUUCCAUUUUCCGGUCAUGGUGGCUCCCUACGUGUCACGACUGAUACUGAUCUUGAGCUUCCUAGCUGGCACCUCUGUUCACCAGAACACACUAUCAGCCGCCGCAGACGACCAAGCAUUGUCUUACAUAGAGUUUGGCGAAUCCUCCGGCAGGCUUUCCACCGAAGCUUGUGUCUUUGCCGCCGUGAAAGAAGUCGUGGACGCCGCCAUAGACGCGGAGGCUCGCAUGGGCGCUUCCCUCAUCCGUCUCCAUUUCCACGACUGCUUUGUAGACGGAUGUGACGGUGGGAUCUUGCUGAACGACACCGCAAGCUUCACAGGGGAACAGGGUGCAGCGCCGAACAAUGGCUCAGUGAGAGGGUUCAGCGUGAUCGAGCAAGCCAAACAGAACGCCAAAACUAAGUGCUCCGACACGCCCGUUUCUUGUGCCGAUGUCUUGGCUCUUGCAGCUCGUGAUUCCUAUGCCAAAUUUACAAAUCAAACCUACAACGUAACCUUAGGUAGGCGUGAUGCACGGACGGCGAAUUUAACCGGAGCUAACACCCAACUUCCGGCGCCGUUCGACAACCUCACCGUCCAAAUCCAGAAGUUUGCGGAUAAAAACUUCACCCAGAGAGAGAUGGUGGCCCUCGCCGGAGCACACACGAUUGGAGUUUCCCGGUGUGCUCUUUUGUGCCAGAGCGGUAAUCUCAACCCCAACAGAACCGCCACCCUGCAAUGCAACUGUACCUCCACCGGAACCGCCGUGGUUGGCCUGGACCCCACACCCACAACCUUCGACCAGAGAUACUAUGAGCAGUUAGGCAGAGGUCAAGGGCUUCUGUUUUCCGACUCAGAGCUGAUGCGCAGCAACACAACUGUCUCCGCCGUGACGAGGUACAGGGAUGUCACCGGCGCAUUCCUCGCCGACUUCGCCGCCGCCAUGGUCAAGAUGAGCAACUUGCCGCGCUCCUCCGCCGGGCAGUUCGAAAUUCGCGACGUUUGCAGCCGGGUCAACACAAACUCUGUUGAGUCUAUGUAGAUGCAUGGGUUCAAUCUUUUCACUGAAUGUCAGUUUUUAAAUUUGAAUGUGAAAUAAGGAUUUGGAUGUGGAAAAAUGAUUAAAAAAAGUGCUACUUGUACCGGAUUAAUUACACGCCUGUUUACACCAAUUACACGUCAAGUGUAUUUUGUCUGUGCAUUGGCAAUUCAUUUUCACUUUAAUUUGUCUAAUGAAGGAAAUUGUUUGUGACUCCAGAAAUGUGAAACGAAUUGCAGUCUGCACAAAUGAUUAGAGGUCACACACAAUUGCUUUCGUUAGCUAAAAUGAAAAUUAAUUGUCUGUGCACCGACAAAAUACACUUGACGUGUAGACAAGUGUGUAAACCGGCGUGUAUAACUGUAUAAGUAGCAUUUUUAAAAAAUGAUACCCCUCUCCAUUGCAAAGUUUAGACUACAGUAUGAUGCAGGCGGAGCUCGAGUUCAGCUUAGAUAGAGUUGAAAAAAUAUUACAGUAUUUAAAUUUAAUUUAUGUUCAAGUUUUAUUUUUAAUUUAAUAAUGGUAUAUGUUUAAAUUUUUCAUCAUUUGCAAUGGAGCCAAAGAUUUAUUAUUUUUUGGCUUGAAAAUAUGAUGGAAUAAAGUAAAAUGGCU
Cuscuta epithymum is the source of this 1746-nucleotide messenger RNA. Lineage: Eukaryota; Viridiplantae; Streptophyta; Magnoliopsida; Solanales; Convolvulaceae. The record is from the annotation of a GenBank genome assembly.